Messenger RNA from Zonotrichia albicollis (white-throated sparrow), 795 nucleotides. RefSeq names its product chromosome 2 C13orf42 homolog (gene C2H13orf42). The record is from RefSeq and is a predicted model, not a curated record. Lineage: Eukaryota; Metazoa; Chordata; Aves; Passeriformes; Passerellidae.
AUGUUCAAAAAGAUCCAUUCUAUAUUUCACCCCAACUCCCAGCGAAGAAACGUGACAGAUGACAUUCCUUACAGUGAUGGAGCUGGCUCUGCAGUGAGACUGAUCCGCAGCACUUCCAUGUAUGUCCUUGGAGGUGAGCAGGAAAAAGUUAGUGAACCGCUAAAAAAGUGCAGAAGUACAACCAGCAUCGACUCUUGCUUUCAGCCAAAAGAGGAAGACAGAGACUGGAUGUACUCUAAGACUCAGGACUGCUUGAAGUACCUGCAGGAUCUGCUAGCCUUGAGGAAAAAAUAUCUUGAAAACAUCAAUAACUUGAAAUCCAUGCAUAUGGCUUCAGAUUCUCCAGCAUCCACAAGGUCAUCCAAAACUGGAAAAAAGUCAUUUCUUCCACUUCCUUCCAAAGAGCCUUCUAAGGCAUCUAUGGAAAGAAAAGGCACACAGUCCAGUUCAGAUGUAAGAGAAGCAAUAGCUUUCUUCGACUCAGUGAUUGCAGACUUGGACUCAGAGAGAUGGCGGAGAGUUCCUGACAUGGAUCUGCCAAAUGUGGAUGUCGAUUUUGAUGUUGCUACUAGUACGAGUGAACACAGUUUGCAUUCAAACUGGAUCCUUCGGGCUCCCCGGAGAUACUCCCAAGACACUGCCCAAGCAGCUAAGCAAUCCCAAAGAAACAGUCAGAGGAGAACCACUGGCUCUAGGAAAAGGCUGGAAAGGCAUCCCAUGUACCUGCCCAAAGCUGUGGAAGGGGCAUACAGCACUUUAAAAUUUAAACCUAAAACACACAAGAAAGAAUGUUGA